Clonostachys byssicola is the source of this 423-nucleotide messenger RNA. The record is from the annotation of a GenBank genome assembly. Lineage: Eukaryota; Fungi; Ascomycota; Sordariomycetes; Hypocreales; Bionectriaceae.
AUGCGUGUUCUCGUGGCCACUGCUAAUAAAAUCGCGGAAUCCAAGCCCGGCCAGAGGAAACUCGAUGAGCUAAUUGAGAACGAAAAGGCCGAGGCCAAGGAUAAAGAAGACCAGCGCGAAUUUACCAUGAAUCUACUCGUGGGCGAACCGAUGAGGCAGGGCGUGAAUGCUGCGGUUCAUGAGGCUAAGCUGCAGUCUGCUCAUGGCCGGAGAUUCAAGUUUGAAGAUGUCGGCUAUAACCAGGUCUGGAUAUGGCACGGGGCCAAUGAUACAAAUGCUCCUAUUGUCAUGAUCGAAUACUUGGCCAAGAGGCUGCCCCAUUGCACACUUCGAGCAUUUCCCGAUGAUACCCAUUUCACCAUGUUCAAACAUCUUGGGGUCGUUUUGGACGACUUGUUUCCCAACGAAAGCCGAAAAUCAUAA